AUGACCAGGCCAUGGCGCUUAGGACGCUUAGGAGCCUUUGCUGCUUUGGUCGUGGUGGCUGUAGCGCAGGAAACGCAGGAAAGGUCUCCUCCGGAUUUGGAGGGCCUCUUUGAAUUUGUUUCUCGUCCGCUGGUGGCGCACUGGCUGUCUGAUACGGCGGUGCCACAACUUGCCAAGAAGGACUUCCCAUGCAUGAAGCUUAUGAUCUUGCUCGAUUGGGUUGCGCAGAAGUACCACAGUUCUUUUGCGCAAAGCAAGGCAGAGCUGAACUUGUGGAAGGACACCGAGUCUGGCAACAUCGAUGGACAGCUGGAUCAAGAUGUUCAGACAUCCGACAGUGCGUGGAAGACAGUUCGAAGCUUCACAUAUCAAGAGCACUUGGAAUGCUUAGCUCCACCGCUGGGUGACUGCCAAACAGUUCCCAGCAAUUGGCCUCAAGGGCUGGGUCUGGAAGUCUCAAAGCAGCCACGCGUGCCCUGGCUCCCACCAGGUUGGGGGCAAGCCUGCAGAAGCGGCUGGAGACCCACUAUCUAUAUAUCUCCAGAGGAGAUGGGAUCCAGAGCCCUUUACAACAGAGCCAGUGUGGAGCGUGCACUGGGGAAAAGGUUGAAACCUGUAGAUCAACACGGUGUGGUCCUCGGCGAUGCGUUCAUCAAACUCUGGCCGAAGUGGCUCGCGAAAGAUUGGCGCAUCGCCUACAAGAAAUCCGCGAACGGCUCGGUGAGACCUUUCUUCUUGGGGCCUGAUGACACAGUGUACAAAGAUAAGAAAUCUGUGCUGGCAUGCACCAAGAAGAUCGUCAAGCAGAGAAGAGCUCGCCUGGGGACGCGGAAAUCAAGGCCCGAUGUGGAAUUCCGCAAUGAUGUCGAGUGCUUUCGAACUUUCACCAGAAAGCAACUCGAAGAAUGCUUCGCACCACCCUUGGGUGGAAGUCGCAAACCACCGAGACAUUGGCCAAAGGGUUUGUUGGUCACGAAUCUGCCACGUACCAGUUGGUUGCCAAAAGGCUGGACGCAAGGUUACAGACCUUACAAAGAGAAGGGGAGGCGUUUCCGCAAAUUGUAUGUGGCGCCACCAGAGAAGGGAUCCAAAGUGGUUUUCCACCGACGCGAUGUGGAAAAGGUGGAGGGGAGAAGUCUCUGCUCUGUGGAUCAACAUGGUCAGCCAUUGGGAAUACCAAAUACCUUUACCACUGACUGGCCGAAGUGGUUGCCAAGUCGUUGGCGGAUUGGCUAUUUUAGAACAGGAGAGACAGUUAAGGUUUGCUUUCUCAAUGCAAAUGGUGCGAAAUUUCCAGACCGCCGGGCUGUUCUUGAUUCGUUGAAUCCAGCCCGCAUCAAGCAAAGAGAGAAACAGGUGAAAGCAGCCGAAAAGAAAGAGACAGAAAAUAAACCCAUCAAGACACUGGGUCUGUUCGCAAUGCGCAUGGCUCAACGACGUCGACUCGUUUCUUCGGUGAAGGUUGAGGGUGACGAGAGUGAUGAUGAACUGCCUGAAUCCACCGAUAUUUUCCUAUCUUUUACACAUGAAGAACUCACAGAGUGUUUCGCUCCGCCGCUGGGCGACAGCACAACACCUCCAGCCCAUUGGCCUGAAGGUGUGGAAGUGUGCACGUUGCCACGCAUUUCCUGGCUGCCACCGGGCUGGGGGCAAGGGAUACGAAUGGGGCCGCAAGGCCGAAAAUACAAAGUCUACAUAGCACCGAAAGGUCACAGACGUUUAGAGGUCAAGAACAAGGAAAGCAUGGAAGUCAACGUGGGACGCAGAUUGAAACCCUUGGAUCAGCACGGCAAAAACCUGCGGGUGGGCAAUGCGCUCAUUGAACAUUGGCCAAAUGAACUGCCACGGACAUGGCAAAUCGGCUACCACAAACUCCAAGGCGAAGUUCGGUCUUGCUUCAUCAGCUCCAAGGGUACAAUAUACAAAGACAUGCUGGCAGUUUGCAGACAUUUGAACAUGGAGGCCUGGACGGAGCGACGGAUUGAGAAAGUCAACCAGCAAGAAGAAGAGAGGCUCAGCAAGUGCAAGCGCUUGCGAAGAAUGGACGCCACAAAGGUUGAGCCGCUGGAAGAUGAGGCAGUGGAAGAUGCUGCCGGUGGACCAGUUUCCUGUGUGCAAGAUGAUCGCAUGGCCGAAGAAAGUGCCAAAGAGGCAGCACGCCCCAAGAAGCGCCUGCGAACGGCUGAGGGCCGGGUGCAGGAACGCAAACCUCGGCCAAUGCGCCAGUUAGAAAGCAAAAGUGGCUUGGAUUUGUCCAAGCUUCAUGUAGCAGAUGGUGAAUGGCUUAGGAAUCAUCCUUUGUAUUUUAAGAUGCAUCAGCGAAAUUAUCCCAUACCAAUUGGUGAUCAAGACAUUUUGGCUUUGAAAGCCUUUACUCCCAAAGAGAUGGGAGGCGAUGCUUGCCUAGAAUUCCACUGCCAGACUCCGGAAGAUUGGUUUAGCUCUUCCAAUUACUACGCUCUCUUGCAGCCUGUGAUUGAGAUGCAAAGGACAACUCAACAAGUGAUGGAGUUUCUGCACGUGUUGGUCAUGGUUCAUGGAGAAAGGUGCUUGUAUCCUGACCUGCGAAAUAAUUUGGGUUAUGCUGUGACCUGGGCAGCGAAACUCUCAGAGGAGGUCCAUAAGAUACAGCUCUCGGCAGUUUAUCACUCGCGGAUGUCGCUCUUUGAGACCUCUACUGAUGUGCUGCGCCAUUUGCUUCCGACGAUAGAUGUCCUGACUGCUGCUGCGCAGUUUGCAGAUGCCUUUGCCGAGGUGAGACUGACGCUGGACAAGCUCGCAUCGACACACCCAGGAUCUCUGGAACUCGUGUUGCCAGAGGCGUCUCCUUCGCCCUACCAGGAUGGGGGAGGUGCCUUCAUGGACAUGACCUUCAUUGUUCGAAACCUGACGAAUGGUUGGCACUUGGACCAUGCCUUGUUGGCUUCUCUGGUGCGCCUGUGGCCACCUCCAGCAAGCCAUGGCGAUGGUUGUCACACCAGCGUUGCGGAUUUCGGCGCUGGGGGUGGGCACUAUUGUAAGUUCUUCAACAAGACGGGCGAGCUGGAUGCUGAGUUUGGGAAGUGA
Messenger RNA from Cladocopium goreaui, 3066 nucleotides. The record is from the annotation of a GenBank genome assembly. NCBI's taxonomy places the organism in Eukaryota, Dinophyceae, Suessiales, Symbiodiniaceae.